AUGGGCAGCCUCGAGCAACCUCAGCCUCACACCCCUGCUCGCCCCCGUAAGUGCCAUCUCUCUGCCCCCAACGUGCUUGGCUUAGCUAAUGGUGCAGAUACGGGGGAGCGUUUUACACCAACCAUCCACCAUGACACUUAUCCCGCCAUUGAUGUCUCGAACAGUGUAGGCGUGAUUGGCAAGCACGUCUUCCUUACGGGAGCUUCUCGAGGCAUUGGCAAGGCCAUGGCGAUUGCUUACGCCAAAGCUGGAGCCUCCAUCAUUGGCAUCUCCGCACGGUCCGACAUGGAAGAGGUCAAGCGGGAGAUUGAGGACGAGGCUGUCUCGGCUGGACGCGAGAUGCCCGCUGUCGUCACGGUCAACAUGGAUGUGUUGGACCCCGACAGCGUUCAGCAAGCCAUCGAGCAGGUCACCCCGGAGUUCCAGGGCCGGGUCGACAUUUUAAUCAGCAACGCAGGCUACAUGGAACCUUGGACCAAAAUCGUCGACAACGACGUCGACGAGUGGUGGCGAUCCUGGGAUAUCAACAUCCGCGGACAAUAUCUCCUUUGGAAAGCCAUGAUCCCCUUGAUGCUCGCCAACGAAUCGAGCCUCAAGACCAUCAUCAAUGUGUCCAGCAUCGCGGCACACGUAUGCUCGCCUGGGGCGAGCGCCUAUCAAACGACCAAGUUUGCACUUCUGCGGCUCACCGACUUCCUCAACGUCGAAUAUGGGGACCAGGGGCUGAUUGCUUACUGCAUGCAUCCGGGGUCUGUGCCCACGGAGCUGUCGUGGAAGAUGCCCGACUUUGUGAAAGUCAACCUUAUUGACACGCCGGAACUGAUGGCGGACUCGGUCGUAUAUCUGACCCAGAAGAGGCGCGAGUGGUUACGAGGCAGAUACGUGUCGUGCAACUGGGACAUGCCGGAGCUGCUGGCCAUGCAGGAUGAGAUAGUGGAGAAGGACAAACUGAAGAUGAGGAUGGUGGUUUGA
Cladophialophora carrionii CBS 160.54 is the source of this 972-nucleotide messenger RNA. RefSeq lists its product as uncharacterized. The coding region runs from base 1 to 972 and encodes 323 amino acids. Gene Ontology annotation, molecular function: oxidoreductase activity, acting on the CH-OH group of donors, NAD or NADP as acceptor. NCBI's taxonomy places the organism in Eukaryota, Fungi, Ascomycota, Eurotiomycetes, Chaetothyriales, Herpotrichiellaceae. The record is from RefSeq and is a predicted model, not a curated record. The transcript has a single exon.